Trachemys scripta elegans is the source of this 9371-nucleotide messenger RNA. It is a transcript of the gene C5H4orf50, whose product is annotated as chromosome 5 C4orf50 homolog. Bases 3113 to 8998 code for a protein of 1961 amino acids. Gene Ontology annotation, molecular function: protein binding. The record is from RefSeq and is a predicted model, not a curated record. NCBI's taxonomy places the organism in Eukaryota, Metazoa, Chordata, Testudines, Emydidae. The transcript is spliced from 19 exons.
GACCAGGCCUUAGUACAUUUAUAGUAGUAAUAUUACAUCUGCUCUGGGGGAGUUGUACCACUUUAACUACUCUGGUAUAGUAGUAGUAACAACAAUAGUAAAACAACUUUUGUGUGUAGAGAAGAUCUUAGUCUCAUUAAGGGAACUGCAUUCAGCUAACUUUAAGCUGGAUUCUUGCGCCUCAUGGUGACGACAAGCAGGGAAGUUUGAAGUCUAUUUGUGAUGCCAAUCUUUGAUGCUUUCUGUUGUAAAGACAGAAGGAUCUCCAUCCUUUAAGAAGUUGUUGUGAUGUUUGGGUGCUUGGGAUGGGUGCCAAUAUAAAUUUCUAAAUAAAGCAGAUUUAACUUAUAAUGUUCUCUUUAUCCUGUAGGAUAUUAAAAGAACCUAUGGAGUGAACAACUGAAUCCAUGUGCAAAAAACAGAAAAUAAUUAUUUGAGCAGCUUUAAAUUGGAGCAUUUUUGUCAUGAAACAUUUGCAUAAUACUUCAAGCUGCAAGAUAUUUGAAUUAAAAUUAGGAAUUUUAUAAAGAUAUAGUUUCAAACGGGAAUGAUUUGAUAAUCGGAUAAGGACCAGCACACCAUGAACGCUAAAAACAUCUAUACAGAAUUUACAAAAACGAAUCAAACACUGGGAAAAAAUAUCAAGUGCAAUUACUGGCUGCUUUGUGAACUAUUAUCUACCAAAUGGUUUUAUUAUAAUACCAUGUCCUUUGUGUCUCCAUAUUGCAUGCUUUCAACAAAGGUGGUUUGUAUUUCACCGAAGAACUACAGAAGCUCCUUUUUAAAAUAUAUAUAUAAAAGUUAAAUGCUGACAAUAAAUGCCAUAGUAAAUAUCUGAAGGGGGAAAAACUGUACAAAAUUGGAAAUAGAGAUUUAAAAACACACUGGUAAAAUUCAUACUAAAUUGUUAGAGUCUGAAACCACAGAGAUAGGAAAAGAGAGGAAAUCACUGUUUAGAGAAAGCAACCAAAUAGGUGAACUGGGGUUCUCAGAAGUUAGUGGUUGACCCUGAAACAUGGAGAGGUAAACAUGCAGCAAGAGAAGGAGCUAGAAUCAUUGGAUAAAGUAAAACUGUGGGGAGAGUAGGAGUUGCAUCAGAGAAUCAAAUCUUUGACUGCCACUUGAAAAUUAAAGCAAUCACUUAGAAGGAUUUCAUUGGAAGAAUGAAUGAUCUUGAGAUGAAAUGGCAGCUCAGGAAAGCACAUGUGACUGCAGGGCAGACAGUACACCACAGUCAAUUAUGUCUUAAAGCAUGAAGAGGAGAUUGACCUAAAAUUUCAACAUAGAAAAGGAAUAACCAAGUAGAGGAACAUGAAGGUAAAAUAAAUAUCUGAAAGGGAAUAAAAAGAGAAACACAAUAGGCUCCUGGGGGAAAUAAAGGGAAAGCAUAAUUACAUUAACCACAAAGAAGUAAACAUGACACUACCCCAACCAAUAGAGUUAGAUAAACAUAAAUGCUAACAUUGACCAUUUGAACUAGUAGGCAAAAUGAAAUUACAGAUUAAAAAUAAUCAGAUAUGGGAAAAGUUGUUAAAGGUGGAUAGUGAUUAGAACGUCAACAGAGAUCCUAUCGUCAAAGGAAGGAAAAUAAAUUAUAAUGCAUUAUAUCAGAUCUGGAAAGACAAUUUCAAGAAAUAGAGGUAGUUCUCAUAGUUUCUAGCACUUGAGAGGCAGGAUGAAAAUGAUAAUGACAAAAAAAAACUGAUGGAAAGGUAUAUGAUGGGAGCUGAAUACUAGAUGUGAAAGAGGACUAGAAGUCUCAGAGUAGGAGGAUCCACCUAGAUAUUGGUUGGACUAUGAAAUAAGAUGAACAUAGACUUCAAAUAAAGAUAUCAGUCAGGAUUAGCUGCUGAAGAAAUUUGAGACUCCAAGAGGCUUAUUAUGCAAGAAAAUUUGGUUUAUGUGAGUAGCUAAACAGAAGGAAGAUGAUUUGUUCUAAUGACACAAAGCACAAUUGAAUUUAUAUACAAUCAAGCAAGUCAAAGGCAUGAUCCAAUAGGCUGGAAAAUUCUGACCCCCCUACAGUGUGCAUGAAUCAAAUAGAAAAUGGAGUGUUUAGCGAAGGUGUCUUUUUAAACGAUAGAGAAAUUUCCUAUCUAAUUAAAGACUUCAGCAGUGCAGUGAUGGAACUUGGAACGAAGACGUCUUCAUUGCAAAAAGCUGUUUAGGCAUUAAAAAGGAAGGAUGUAACUUGACGCUGUUGAAGAAAGCCAAUACCCAAAGCAGGUGAUGGGGGGGAAAAGCAAGGAGAGUACAGUUGAAAAGUGCAUUUCACAUAGAAAAGAAACAGAAACUCUGCUUGUUUAUCACCACUUUGGAAAUAAAACUAAAAGCACAAGAACAAAACUGUCACUCAGCAUUUGAUUCAGCAGUAAAUGCUCUGGAAGGACAGGAGAUGGUCUCAUUGCAAAGCAGCAAAAGUAUGGAACAGAGGAGACUUUUUAAAGUUAUGAGAUGUCUGUAUGUCAGAAGACUUUAGCCAGUAUUUCUCUGGUUGAGUGUGAGUCACUUUAUCUUUGUUGUAACAUUUUGUGUUCAGAAAAUACUUUGGAACAUAACUCUAUAAAAGACCAAAGCAGAAAUACAUUUUCACCCUGCCCACUUUUAACUAUCAAUUAAAGACUCUGAAUGUUUCUCAUAAAUAUUCAUAAUUUGCCUUUUGAACCAGUAAACGCCUCUUCUGCUUACUCUCUAUUUUUCUGCAUUCAAACAAUCCAAAGAAUGACACAGUUGUGCUAGAAGCAGAAGAACUAUUGUAAACCCAUAAAAGUACUUCAUAUUGUUAUCUUCCUCUGUGUUUACCAGGAAAUUACGUCCACUUCAGUCCCAGGUGUGAUGCAUAACUCCUCCAUGAAUUUGACUCAUAAUGUCUUGUAUGGAGUUCUCUUUUGCUGUAAACUGAGACUCCCUUCAUACAUUUUGAAUGACUUUUGGGCUAAUGAAAUGUAUGUGGUUCUCUCAUGAAUAAUAAACGUGUUCAGUAUCGAUAAAAGGCAUUCAUCUGAGCACCACAGAAGCUAAGGCGAGCACUUAAACAUCUUCUGAAAAAAGAAAACAUUCAGAUUGCGUUACAAGUGGUGAACCUUAAACUUAAACAAUAUAUUUUUUUAUCAUGGAGCCUUCAUCUGAAAGAGGACAAGAAUUUUGUUAUUGUAUUAGAGCACCCAGUAAUGAAGGAUUUGAUGUUCUGAAUCUUAAUGUUAAAAUUGAUACUUCCUGGAUUUUCCAGGAUUUAGAAGAUGUAGAGCAUGGAAGUGCAAGGGAGUCUGAAGGGGCAGUAAACACUGCUGAAGUGGAGACCUUGAAUCUCAGAAUAAAACAGCUGGAAAAGUCAGAGCAAAAACUGAAAGACAUUUUAGAGGACUACACAAAGUCUAAUUCUGCACAAGGAAACAGCGCAAAGGAGCUGGAACUGUCACAGAAGAAACUUUUCGAAACAGUUGACCAACUGAAUGCAAAGCUACAGCAGGUAGAAAAUGCAAACCUACGUGUUACAGGGAAGCUCCGAAACCUUCAGGUGGAACUGACAGAUUUGGUUCAAAAACAAGAAAAGGCAGAAAGAAAACAAAAAGAAAAGCUAUGGCGGCUUCAGGACCAGUUGAAGACAAAAGAGGAGGAAGUAAAGAGUCAGUCAGCAUAUUUCGAGCACUACAAACAAAAGCAGAACCAGAAGACAGCAGUGUUGAGAGAACGGGAGUUGUCCCUUCAGGGUCAUGUGUCCAGACUAGAAAAGGAAGUCCUAGAUCUCAAUGCCACUACAGCUUUUCUGUUCUCUGAGCUAGGAGAGGGAACUGUACAAUAUCUCCGAUGCAAACUGGAAGCUGUAUUCAAUGGAAUUCAGGGGUCUUUGCACUUUGAUGUGAAUAUAACUAAAAUAAAAACUCUCAUUGAAGAUGUGGAUCAUUACAUGAAAAGCCACCUACAGACACUGCAGCAAAAUCUGAAGAGGUUACAGGAAAAAGAAGAAGGUAAUAAUAGAGACCAAGCAAACCUACUAACUAAACUUCAGCACUCCCAGGACAACGAAGACUUCUUGACAAGGAAAUUAGAGGAAUCUUGCUGUCGUGUUUAUGAUCUGAAAUUGUCUGAGAUCAGCCUUCAGGAACGAGUGGAAGAACUUAUGGAAGAAAACAGCACUUUAAAGGACAAAUUGGGAGCAAAGUUACCAGAAGAAGGAGAAAAGGAGCUAUUGCCUUCAGGAAUGGAAAAUGGAGAAAAUAAAGCUGUAAGUGGUAACUGGGAUGAGCAGCUAAAUCUGAAGAGGGAGGCAGUCUUGGAUCCAGUCAGAAACAAAGCUAGUCAAACUCCAUCUUUUCUACAACAUACCAAACAGUCUCAUACAACAGCAAAGAUAGCAUCAGAAUGUGGCUAUAGCUGGCUUAAUAAUGUGGAGGGGCUGCCAAAGGAACUUCCCGUACCAUUUUUGGAGCACAGCUCCAGUGCCUUGGUGGAAAUUGUUGAAGAAUCCAGGCUAGCUGACGCUGAACAGGUCGUACUUGGUGCACAAAGAUCAGAUGGUGCUUCUCUGUUGUUUGGAUGUACUCCAAGACAGCUUAAAAACAGACAGCUAAUCUUAUCUUGCUCUGAGAGGCUAAGCAAUGAUGGGAGAAGUAAGGGGACCAAAGAAAAAGAAUAUUUCUUUCUCUUAAAGGAACAAGCUAUAAAUCAACCAGCUAAUCAUUCGCCUGUCUUCACAGUUGCCACUUUGAUUGAGCCUCAGUUUGUCUUGCUAGAACCUGAAAUCCAUAAGGUCCUAGGUGUCAGAUCAGAAUCUGUUUUCCCAGUGAACAAAAUGCUGAAUUUGAAUUACAACCAGACAUAUCACAAUAACUUUUGUCUUUCUAAUGGUGUCUUGCAUGUUGUGAAAGGCUUUUCUUCUGGUAAAGAUUCUGAAGCUCUAAAGGAAAAGGUUGCUAACACUGAGACUGAAAUUUUCAAACUCCAGGUUGAAAAAGAUUAUAUGGAAAAAUGUUUGCAAAAUAAAAAAGCUAUACAGAAAAGCACAGAUGAAAAGAAAAACUCAAAUAAAGAAAUAAAUGAUGGAAAAAAUCAAAGUACAAAUGGUCCUGAGAAAUCUCAGCAAGAAGAAAAAAGGGAUGAGAAAGCACAAAUCAGAACAAUAACUUGCAUUUCUGAAAAAGCCAACAAAGUUGCACAUGAUGAAACUGGGGAGCAAGAAGCAGAACCAAAAUUUCAUAUAGCAAGCAUUCCAGGUGAGCAAAACAUGUCUGUCCUACACAAGGAAUUAGAGGGAUAUCCCCAAGAGAACUCUGAAGUUAAGGAUGAACAUGGAAAACAUUUAGCCAUCUGUACCUUUGAUGAAGUGAACAGAAGAUGCCUAGAAAAGAACAUUUUUGUGACAGAAGAGAAGGGUAAACAACCCGAGAAUCUAACUGACCAAAUAAAAGUGUGUCUACAAAAAAGGGUUGAACUGAAAGAAAAGAGAGAGCAAUGUCUGAAACUGUAUGAACGAGAAGAUGAGGAUAAGUCAUCAUGCAAACAAAUGACUGAUCAGAUAGAGGAAUAUAGUAAAUGCGCUCAAAAACUGUCUGCACUGAAGGAAGAUAAGUAUAUGUAUCCACUGAAUAUAUUGUCUCCUGCACAAGAGAGAAAUUUAUACUUAAACAAAGGGUUAGCACUAGAGGAAGAAUAUUCUGAACAUGUUCAUUAUAUAUCAGCAGCAGAAGAAGAAAACAAUGGGUAUACCGUGGAAAUAGAUAAGUUAGAGAAGUUAGAGGAUAUAUAUUCUCAAAGAAUAUCUGCACUGAUGAAAGAGAAUGGGAGUUACUCACAGAAGCUCCUUAUGUUACAGGAAGAGAAUGAUAGAUAUUAUCAGAAGAUGUGUGCACUAGAAGAGGAGAUAGAUGCAUAUUCUCAACACAUAUUAACAGUACAUGAAAUUGAUGUGGAUUCUUCCCAAAAGUUAUUAGCCAAGGAGGAAAUAUAUGGUAAAUGUUAUAACAGUGUUUCAAAAGAAAAGAAUUUUAGGUGCCCAGGAGCGAUUUGUGUUCUCUUGGGUAAGACUGAAAUCCUUUCCAAGAACGUCUCUCACCUGGUUAAAGAGGAAGAUAGAAAUUCUGAAAAAGAAAUACCAGUGAUGGAAUCAAAUAAAUUUCUCAAGAAAAUUGUAGCUCUUGAUGAAAAGAAGAUUAAAUAUUUCCAGCUGCUUUCUGGUCUCAAAGAGGAGAGAAAUAGCUUUUUCAGAGAAAUAGCUAAACUAUUACAAGACAAAGAAAAAUAUAUAAAAAAAUCUCAUGAACUGGAAGAAGAGAGAGAGAGAAAUUUACAGAUAAUAUCUCAACUAGAAGGAGACAGAGAAACUUUAUUGGGAAGUUUGAGUGAGCUGAAAUGUGAACAAGAUAAAUAUAUGACAAUGAUUUCUGAAUUGAAUGAGUGCAAAACCAAAUGCUACCAAACAAUUUCUGAUCUACAAGAGGAAAAACAUAUACUAAAAAGUGAUAUGGAUGGAGUCCAUAGGGAAAGUUCUGAACAGCUUCUAGAAUCUCAGAAAGUAAUUGAGAACCUUCUUCAAGAAAACAAUGAAUUGAAGGAAAUAAUGUCUGCUCUUGGAAUCAACUAUGAAGAGCUGAUAAAAGAUAAAAUUUCCGGAAUAGAAGGAAAGUUGCUAAGAUUGAAGCAAGAAAAUAAGAGUCUAUCACAUAGAAUGCAAGCAAAGGAAACAGAGAUGGCUUCUGGUAAAAUACAUACUAAAGAAAAAGGAAUUCAAGUUAUAGAACACUCAAACUAUCUCACUAGAAAAGAUAAAGACACCUGUUUGGAAGAGGAUAUUGGUAGCAUUAAAGGAUAUUGUCAAGUGGAGUGUUCUAAAAACACUGAGACUUCUAAAUGCCAUUUUAGUAAUGUUGGGAUAAGUUCAUUUUUGGGUGAUCAAAACAUUAUGAUCUCCAGGGUGCCCCAAAAGACUUCUGAGAGACCAAAGGUGACAAAGUUAGACUUUGAAACAGAAGACAAAAUAUCAAGCAACAGUUUUUCUGAAUGUUGUGGUAAAGUGCUGCAGAAUAUGGAACUUGAGUCUGCAAAGGGCAGCACAUCUGAAAGCUACAGUGCAAUGCAAGAACAACUGGAAAGGUCAAAGGAAGAACUAAAAAUACAACAAGGGGAAUUAGAAAAGGCCAAAAAAGAGGCUCAGAAGUGGUACCGAGAGCUUGGCUUUGUAGAAGCAAGAUAUGAAGAGGUCAGAACUCAGUUGACACAGACACUCUCUGAAUUACAUCAACUUAAACUAGCAGAUGGCGGGGAAAGGCUUAGAAAGCAGUGCUGCCAAUUAAUGAAGGAAGCCGAAGAACUAAAAGAGGAUAGGAUAGCCAAUAAGAGAUUAGAACAGCAAGUGCUGACCCUGAAAUCCCAACUAAGGGACCAGACUGUAUUACAAAGUCAGUUUCAAGACUUGCAAAACCAAGUGGAAUGCCUUCAGGCUCAGCUGCGUGAAAAGACUGAGGAACUUCAGAAAAGAAAGACUGAAACUGACCUGACAGUAGCUCCGCUCAAGGCUAAGCUGGCUUGCCUUGUCCGGAAAUGCCAUGAAAGAAACAGCUUGAUUACCCAGCUGGUCAGGGAAUUUCACAGGCAUGGAAUUAUGGAUUCCAUUUUCAGUGAAGAGGCAAAGAAUUUGGUGAAUGACAUGGCGCUUGCAGAGUACACUACCUCCUUUACAUCUGUACGCCAUCGAGAGAGACGAUCCCAGCAAUUUGUAAUACCUGAGAAGAGAGCACACAGACCAGCGUCACAGACUCUUAUGCCUGCUGGGGAAAACAGUGAUUUGCAUUUGAGUGGGUCAUUGCAUUCUAGAACCUGCACCGCUACUGCCGGCUUUCAUCUGUCACCAGAGAUGCCUCAAACUGUGCUUCCUGUAUUACUGCAUCCUGUUGUAGACACUUCACAGGUCAAUGGACAGCCAAAUAAUCACGGGACCUACCAGGCAGAAGUGAAUGAGAAGGCGAGGCCAGUUCCUGCAAGCUUUCUACAGAAGCCAGAUGACAUCUGCUGUGCUCACACAACUCAAAACAAGUGCACUACUUCUCCUUUAAAAUUAACAUGCCCAGAGAGGAUCAUAGCCUUGCAUCGAGAGCUUAGACAAAACCAUCGCAGUAAUUACCAGAUACCUUCAUUUGCCUCUUCCAAUUCAAAACUGAAAGCAGAUUGCAAUUUGUCCUCUGUCUGUCAUCCAGCCCAAGAUGUGACUUCCCAGCCUGUAGUGUCAAAAAUGAACAAUUCACUGAAACUUUCAGACAGGAGCUCUUUCCAUCUCAUAAAUGGGAGGUACCAGUUGUCUAAAUUUGAUGACGUAUUCCAGAGUCAUACAGGAAAUCAGCAUGCAGGUGCUGUUCUCCAGGGAAGGAGAAAGAAAAAUGUCAUUAUGAAUAACACAUGGAUCUCGGGAGAAAAACCAGAUGGCUCAACCUCAGCUACCACAGCAAAAAGCUAUUUGUCAGAUGUGUUGUCAGCAAGUAAUAAAGGUCAAAAUCCUACUGGGGAGAAAUCAGCUGCACUGGAAAGAGUAAAAGCCUCAGAAAUAAAACAAGGACCUCCUGCUCCAGUUGGUUCGGUCUAUAUUAUUAAAGCAGUGGGAAAAAGCAGCAUGAUGAUUGGCUGGGAGAGACCUGUAGUAGAUGAAUUAGGAUGUAGCAAUGGAACUUUCAUUACAGGAUACAGGAUAUAUACAGAUGGGGAAUUUCACAAAUCUGUUAUGAGUUCAGCCUGCACUAAGACUAUUUUAGAAAAUCUGGAUCUUUCUGUGCCAUUUCAAAUCAGCGUUCAGACCGUUGGUUCUUCUGGUUUGGUUUCUGAGAAGAUGAAUGUUCAAUUUAGUUGUCCUUUAACAAAAAAGGAAGCUUCAUCAUUUGCCUCUAGUGAUUACCCUGAAGACGAAAAGCCUGAUGCCAGCUCCCAUGAGGUAGCAGCAACUGCAUCUGUGUUAUCAAUGGAAAGUCUUAUCCUCUGGUCAUUUCUGACUGAAUACAUUUUACUAUCCUCAUGACAAACACCUGUUUACAACUUAUGCAUGUUUGUGUUUUAAUCAAUAGGCACUUGUAAUACCAAAGAACCUGUGGGCUAUCAGUAAUACACUGUACAUCAAAGUAGUCCUACAUAAAUGAAAAGUAUUUUUCUGCUACAUUUUUAGUGAAGCAUAUGAUGGCUGUUCAUUAAUAUGUACCUUGCAUGCACACAUUAGAGUUUCAUUGUCUGAGAAAAGGAAAUUCGUAAUGUAACUGUGGAUAGAGGUGCUGCUGGAGCACAGUUGCCAACUGUCAUGUGGUAAAUAAGAACCCCAACUUUCAGAAUAAGCCAAAAAUAAGCUAAUCCCUUUUCAAAACAAGGCCAAAACUAGCCAAUCCCUAAGAACCCCAACA